Messenger RNA from Neurospora tetrasperma FGSC 2508, 1553 nucleotides. RefSeq names its product protein transport protein sec-13. Bases 143 to 1057 code for a protein of 304 amino acids. Lineage: Eukaryota; Fungi; Ascomycota; Sordariomycetes; Sordariales; Sordariaceae. The record is from RefSeq and is a predicted model, not a curated record. The transcript is spliced from 4 exons. Gene Ontology annotation, molecular function: protein binding; structural molecule activity. Gene Ontology annotation, cellular component: COPII vesicle coat; nuclear pore outer ring. Gene Ontology annotation, biological process: positive regulation of TOR signaling; COPII-coated vesicle budding; protein import into nucleus.
CGGCCCUUUUUCCUUUCUACUAGCUCUGAGUAGUGUACUUCAUAACUCCAGUUUGAAUUCAUCCAUAACCCAAAGCACGCAAAUACAACCCCAUAAUCUUUUUGUCUUUUCCACAAUCUUCAAUACUCCAUAAUUAAUCAAGAUGACCGCAGGCGCACAGGUUAUCGCCAACUCUGGCCACGAUGAUAUGAUUCACGAUGCAGUUCUCGACUACUACGGCAGGAGGUUAGCGACAUGCUCCUCGGAUCGCACCAUCAAGAUCUUUGAGAUCGAGGGCGAAUCACAGCGACUUGUUGAGACACUGAAGGGACACGAUGGCGCAGUUUGGUCCGUAGCAUGGGCGCACCCCAAGUACGGCAACAUCCUCGCCUCGGCAGGCUACGACGGCAAGGUUCUCAUUUGGCGCGAGCAAGCCGGCAGCUGGCAGCGCAUCUUCGACUUCGCCCUGCACAAAGCUAGCGUCAACAUCGUGUCCUGGUCUCCCCACGAAGCCGGCUGCCUCUUGGCCUGCGCCUCUUCGGACGGCAACGUCAGCGUUCUCGAAUUCAAGGAUAACAGCUGGGAGCACAACAUCUUCCACGCCCACGGCCUGGGCGUCAACUCGGUCUCGUGGGCCCCCGCCACCACCCCCGGCAGCAUCGUCAGCAGCAACCCCGGCCCCGGCUCGACAGGCAACAGACGCUUCGUGACUGGCGGUUCCGACAACCUGCUCAAGAUCUGGACUUUCGACCCCGCGACGAACGGAUACAAGCUCGAGCGCGAGCCCCUGGCGGGUCAUACAGAUUGGGUUCGCGACGUUGCGUGGAGCCCGACUGUGCUUCAGAAGAGCUACAUCGCGAGCGCCUCGCAGGACAAGACGGUGCGCAUCUGGACGAGUGACGCGGCGAACCCGGGCGAGUGGAAGUGCAAGGUUCUCAACUUUGAUGCGGCCGUCUGGCGCGUUAGCUGGUCGCUCAGCGGAAACGUGCUGGCCGCCAGCAGUGACAACAACAAGGUCACACUAUGGAAGGAGAACCUUAAGGGCGAGUGGGAGAACGUCAAGACCAUUGAGGAGUAAAAUCACAUGGAAAUUGGGUCAUGUUAUGAUGAUGAUGGGUGGCGAGCGUUAGCAUAAUAUUGGUAGGUAGGAUAUCUACUCAUCAUCCAGAGUGGGCGUUAUCGGAUAAUAAAUAAGGAAGGCCAGCGAAAAGGAGCAGGCCCGCCUUCGGUUUCACAAGAACAUAUCCAGAUUGGCUUCACAUCAACUGCUCGGGACAAUGAAAAGAUCAAGCCAAGUUCUAUCUUUACACUAUCACAUUACCUCGGGCUUGCGGAGAGUACAUCUGAACCAGUAUAUCCCACCUCUCAAGUCAUCAACGCGCCUUAUCCAUCUUCUCUUCCAACCAUCCCAACACAAUCUCCCUUCCCCUCUCAUCCAGAUCCCCGACACCUUCCAAAUCGCCAAUCACCAUGUCCUGAUCAUCCACCACGCCCACGUCCGCCACCUUGACCCUCCUCGCCGCCUCCAGCUCCCAAUGGUGGAGGUCGAUCAGGUAAUCCUCGUCCCACUUCCG